This is a messenger RNA of Trichosurus vulpecula (common brushtail), 957 nucleotides long. Its product is annotated as 26S proteasome non-ATPase regulatory subunit 14-like. The record is from RefSeq and is a predicted model, not a curated record. Gene Ontology annotation, biological process: protein deubiquitination; proteasome-mediated ubiquitin-dependent protein catabolic process. Gene Ontology annotation, molecular function: metallopeptidase activity; proteasome binding; protein binding. NCBI's taxonomy places the organism in Eukaryota, Metazoa, Chordata, Mammalia, Diprotodontia, Phalangeridae. Gene Ontology annotation, cellular component: proteasome regulatory particle, lid subcomplex.
AAGUCAGAAAUAUUGUAGUUAGUGACCAGAAAUAUGAACAGACUACUUCUACUUGGAGGAGGUAUGCCUGGGCCUGGCCAGGGGCCACCUACAGAUGCUCCGGCAGUAGAUACAGCAGAACAAGUUUAUAUCUCUUCUUUGGCACUAUUGAAAAUGUUGAAGCAUGGUUGUGGGGGAGUUCCAAUGGAAGUUAUGGGUUUGAUGCUCAGAGAAUGUGUUGAUGAUUACACCGUCAGAGUGAUUGAUGUGUUUGCUAUGCCACAGUCAGGAACAGGUGUCAGUGUAGAGUCAGUGGAUCCAGUAUUCCAAGACAAAAUGUUGGAUAUGCUGAAGCAGAUGGGAAGGCCUGAAAUGGUUGUUGGUUGGUAUCACAGUCACCCUGGCUUUGGCUGUUGGCUUUCUGGUGUGGAUAUCAACACUCAGCAGAGCUCUGAAGCCUUGUCGGAAAGAGCUGUAGCAGUCGUAGUCGAUCCCAUUCAGAGUGUCAAAGGAAAGAUUGUUAUUGAUGCCUUCAGACUGAUCAAUGCUAAUAUGAUGGUCUUGGGACAUGAACCUAGACAAACAACUUCAAAUCUGGGUCUUAAGCCAUCUAUCCAGGCUUUAAUUCAUGGACUGAACAGACAUUGUUACUCCAUUACUAUCAACUAUAGAAAGAAUGAGCUAGAACAGAAGAUGUUGCUAAAUUUGCAUAAGAAGAGUUGGAUGGAAGGUUUGACACUUCAGGACUACAGUGAACAUUGUAAACUCAAUGAAUCUGUAGUAAAGGAGAUGUUGGAAUUAGCUAAGAAUUAUAAUAAGGCAGUAGAAGAAGAUAAGAUGACACCUGAACAGCUGGCAAUAAAGAACGUCGGCAAGCAGGACCCAAAGCGUCAUUUGGAAGAACAUGUGGAUGUUCUUAUGACCUCAAAUAUUGUCCAGUGUUUAGCAGCUAUGUUAGAUACUGUUAUAUUCAAAUAA